Messenger RNA from Pseudoliparis swirei, 7981 nucleotides. Its product is annotated as nck-associated protein 5-like. The transcript has 18 exons. Lineage: Eukaryota; Metazoa; Chordata; Actinopteri; Perciformes; Liparidae. The record is from RefSeq and is a predicted model, not a curated record. Gene Ontology annotation, biological process: microtubule bundle formation; microtubule depolymerization. Gene Ontology annotation, cellular component: microtubule plus-end. Bases 639 to 6272 code for a protein of 1877 amino acids.
UUGUGAAACUGGAACAUGAGCGUAUUAGUCACUCAGGUGUGGAGCAUACCGUCACACACACACACACAUACACACACACACACAACCCCCCCAUCCUUCUCUCCUCCAGGUAGUGUAAUACUUUAAAACAUGCAGCGUGUCGUAAUGAGUAGAGACGCAUUGUGAAACUGGAACAUGAGCGUAUUAGUCACUCAGGUGUGGAGCAUGCCGUCACACACACACACACAUACACACACACACACUGACAUUCAUGCCAGUUAUCACACACACACACGUAAGAACAACACCUUGACUUUAAUGAAUGCAUGUUCCCACGCCCACAUUUAUGAAUGCACAAACACACAAACUACACAUGAGCCCAAAUUUGAAGACUCACACACACACACAUGAACACACACACACAACACACACCCCUUGCCUCGCAGCCUUGCUUGACUUCCUCCCGGAUUUGUCACCACCACACCGGUUGUUUCCCAGCCGGCGUGCCGGGCUCCGGCUUCAGUGCGAUCCCUUCAGUCCAGACGUCAGCCAGACCUCCCCAGCUGCCUCCUAAUCACCUGUUUGGUUUCUGAGACAGGGAAAAGCUGGCCGUGGCUCGCCUUCAGAGAGAAGUCGCACGGAGCAAGAGCGAAGGAACAAUGCGAGAAAAGCUGAUCCACGAGCUAGAGGAAGAGCGACGGCUGCGACUGGAGAGCGAGAAGCGUCUCCGGGAAGUGACGGAGGAGUCGGACCUGGGCCGAGCGCAGAUGGUUUCACUGCAGCAGCAGUUCUCCAGGAUGGAAGAGACGGUGCGGUCGCUGCUGCAGAACCAGGGCGGCGUGGAGCCGGCGGCCGUGGACCCGCUGGACAUCAUGAAGGCCUACCGGGAUAAACUCUCCGAGGAGGUGCGGAAACAGAGCGGCUCCCCGCCGCCGUCGAAGGCGGGGCCCGCGCCGAACGCCGACCCCGACGCCAGCCGAGCAGAAGACGACCGAAACGAAACCGUGCCCCUUCUGGAUCGCCUCCAGGCCCUGGAGGAGAAGAACUCUGCCCUGGCCGUGGAGAACGAGAGCCAGAGGGAGCAGUACGAGCGCUGUCUGGACGAGGUCGCCAAUCAAGUCGUGCAGGCGCUCCUCACCCAGAAGGACCUGAGGGAGGAAUGUCUGAAGCUGCGCACUCGCGUGUUCGACCUGGAGCAGCAGAACCGGGCGCUGGGCGUCCUGUUCCAGCAGCGGAUCAAGCCCGCCUCGGACCUGCUCCUCCAGAAACUCCACUCUCGGAUCCUGGAUCUAUCUGCGGCGGAUUUGCUGUUGGAGCCCGAGAGGAGCAAGGCCUUCCUGCUCUCCCGGAACACCGACUCUCCCUUCAGUGAGGCGCAGUUGAACGGGAAGGCGGGUCUGCCGGUGGCCAAGUGUCUGAGCCAGCUGAGUCUGACGGUGCCGGCGGGGCCCGUGUACCCACGCAGCAGCUGCAGCAGCAGCGAGUUGUCCCUGUCGAGCGCCUGCAGCGAGUUCUCCAGCGGCUCCUACACCUGGAACGAUGGACGCUCCUGUGGGAAAAUGGCGUCUCUGACCUGGGAGAAGAGGCUGAGUUUGGGUUCGUCGGCGCCGAGUAGCAUCUGCGCCCCGCCGGAGGAGGCGCCGCCCACCAGGCGCAAGGAGAGCAACAUCCUGGAGGGGCUGAGGAAGCUCCAGAGGAGGAGACACAGGAGCUCCUCCGUGUCGUCCAAGGUCUCCAAGUCGGCCGACAAAGACUGCAUGAACUCCAACGAGGGCAUCUACUCCCUGGGUAUAAAGAGUGGCAGUAAAGGGGUGUCCAAGCCCACCCACGUGGGCAGAACUCUAGCCGUCGGGGGCAAGAGGUUCUCUUACGAUUCUGACGAUGCAGAUGAUGAAUUGCCACAUUCCAGUCGAGGGGUUGACGUCCCCACCAAGGACAGCUGGUUUUACUGCAAGAGGCUCUCUCGGAGCAUAUCGGACAGCUUGUGCAGCUGGGAGGGGCUACAGGACGGCGGCGGGGGAGGGGACGGCAGCUCGGGUCCGGUGGCUUCCAGACACCCGUCCGGCUGUGACUCAAAAGAGCGCCCCGAGAAGCUCCUGAGCUUCAUCAACAGUUUUCUCCCCGAGGGAGCGAGGACGUCGGCGUUUUCUAAACCCUCCUCGCUGCGCUUCGUCCCUUCCGACCCGGAGGGUCCGAACCCGCUCUCUGACGCGGACGACCCAGAGGAACUGAACUCCGAGGCCGGCGGCAUCCGGACGUCCUUCGGCCAGCGAGCGGAGAGGGACUCCGAGAGGGUUUCGCGAGACGCCGCCAAGCUGCUCGCACUGCAGUGCUUGCGAAGAGAGCAGGGACACACCCAGUCUGCAGACGGGAGGCCGAGGCCCUUCGGCCUCAUUAAGGAGCCCAAAGGGGCCACGUGCACUCAGUCAGAGGAGAGCAUUUCUAAAAUAUUUGAUGCCGAAGGAGAGCCUAUUGAACUUUGCGCUCAGAAGCUCACAGCCGGGCCUGUAAGUGACAUCCAAAGUAGCGAGGUAAUUGCCAAUUACACGGAACUGCUGCCCCGCGAGAGGCCAACGAGGCAGAAAUCAGCAAAUGCGAGAAACUACACCGUUCUCGAAUCUCCGGAGAAGCCGUCUGAAUAUCAAAUGAGGUCGGGCAAAACAAGCAAUAGCAGGGAGGGCAGUGAGGAGAGGCUGUCGAUGCAGCUGACGCCACAAAGGAAACUAAUCAAACCACCAGCCAACCGGCUCAACAAAAGCCAAUCCAUCCUCUCCGCGAACGACCCCGCUCCGAAGUCGAGCGGUUCAAAGAUACCCGGUCGAAACAAACCUCUCGGAUCCCCGCUGAGGUCCAAGGGCUCUUCCGCUGAACCGGGUAGCGGUGGAAACUCAGGAACCUCUGGUCAGGAGAAGUCCCCCACCUCUCCUGCAGUUAAAAUGUCCAGGUUCAUCAAAGCAGCGGGAAGCUGCUCCCAGAGCCCAAAGGCAGGGAACUCCAAGCUCCCCAGCAGGGCCGAAUGCAGCAAGGGCCCCUCCUCCGGUUCCCCACACCUGUCGAGGAGGCACCUGGAGUAUGCCGACAACGGCGAACAGCCAACCAGAGACAAACACUGUGAAACCGGCAAAACUAAACUCAGGUCCCCUUCUCCUCCCCCUCCUCCGGGCCGCACCACCUCCUUACUGAUCAGACCAAAUUACGAAGGGUCGCCUCAAGCACAUAAAACAUGGGCGGCUCAAACCUCCACGCCGACCACUGUGAGGGCCCCUCCCCCGAGUUACCACACGUCACUUGUACCAAAUAUGCAAAGUACGCUACCCAUCAAGGAUAAAGACCUUUUAGACCUGGAUGCAGGCUACGGGACUGCACUUGCACCUCAGAAACUGGUUGAGAAAACCAGUCAGCACCUUCAAAAGUCCCCCGCCAACACUCAGACAACGACUAAAGGCACUUCCAAGAGGAUGACCACGAAAGACUACCUCCCUUCUGCAAACUCAGGGUGUGCUCUUGAAUCUGAAAAUGCACCUAAAAGCUCAAAGAAUGUCCCUCCUCCCUACAGCGCCCUCAGAGGGUCAAGCAAAAGAGGAUCAACCCACGAUAAUGUCCAUCUGACGGUGCAGAAGAUGUCCAUUAGUUUGCCUGUAUCGCUUCAGGACACCCCUCAAGGUAAAACAGAACCCCAAAAUGGCAACGCGGUGGUCAGCCCCCCCGCCUCAGCCGUGGUAUCCCCCAACGCCGCGGACAAAGCCUCAAAGACUCGCAUCCCCAUGGGGUUUAAAGCGUUUUUAAAAUCUCCCCCGAGCCAUAAAAAUAGUCCUUCUAUACCAGGCAAGCAAGAGAAAGAUCAUAUCAACUCCGUCUCCAAGGAGACCGUGACUCUAAAUGCUUCGACUCAGUGUGACGGCUCGCAGCCGGUGAACGGUAUCGAUUCACCGCCCGAGAUGUCUGUCGCAGAGGGGAAAGGUGACGUCCAGAGUCGGCUGCUGGAAGACGAAGUGCACGCCGCCGCGUUGCCAGAGGAGGAAGAGGUUUACGAUAAAGGGAAAAGGAGUAGUCAGCUUUUCUCCAGAUCCAUAUCUGUAACUACGAAACCUCAUCUGAAGCCGGCCUUGGGGAUGAACGGCGCCAAAGCGAGGAGCCAGAGCUUCAGCGCCAACUACAUUGAGAAACCCAACAUCAAUUCCCUGGAUGGACCGGGGAAGACCCGAACGCAGAUCAUCACCAACUCGGGCGAAAGGGGAAACUCUUUGUCGAGGCAGACGUCAUCAGAGGUAGGGAGUGUCGGGUCGGCGGAGAGCCCCGUCCACCCGCCCAGGACCAGGCUGAGCCACUACGGAGGCAUGACGGGGUCAAACAGCCACAACCUCCUCCCUGAGAGAACUUCUAGGUCAGGCUCCAAAGGCGACGGGCUGCAGGCCGUCACCUCCCCUUCUCACAAAGAGGCCCGGAGCCUACCCAUCGGCGAUAGGAUCGGCUUGAACAAUAUUCGCAAGACCGCGAAAGUCGCCUCCCAUCCGCAGUUUCAUCGCCCGUCCUCGUGUGUCUAUCGCUCGGAAAAUCCAGCGCGAGAGACGGGAGGCCUCGAAACCAGCGCCGGCGAGCCGGACCUCGGCAGGGAAGUCCAGACCCAGGAGGACUCUCCGGACACGGAGGAGAAGAAAACCGGCCCGACGGCCUGCACCAUCGAGGAGAAGGUCAUGAUGGGGAUCGAGGAGAAUCUGCAUAAAUGUCAAGAGCAGGAGAAAGUCGCCGCCAGCGAGACCAAGCAGAAGACGGGCCCCUCCCUGGCCAACUGGUUCGGCCUCCGUAAGAGCAAACUUCCGGCGCCGGGCGGGAAGAAAGCCGAACCUCCGAAGGGGAAAGAGGAGAAGAAAGAGUCGAAGAUCGGAUCGGUGCUCGGAGGCAAACAGAUGAACAAGAAGAAGGAGAAGAAGAAGAACGACAACCAGCAGAGGGACGGCCAGGAGGUGCAGAACCUGUCGGAGAUGAACCACAAGCUGAGCUCCAUCAUGGACCACUGCAACAACCAGAUGGGUCAGAUCGCCAGUCAGAUCCAGUGCACCACGGCCUUCAUCGGCAAAGACCAGUUCGUGAAGGAGCUGCUCGGCAGGAACGCCGUGAAGGGCAACUGUGUGGCCGCGUCGCCGCCCGGGAUCUCCACCCCCAAGAAACACGGCGACGCCAAGGGAGAUAUGGAGACGUGUGCAGAUACGGCCACCCUUUUAAUGAGUCAGAAGAUCCACCUGAGGCCUGAAAACGAAGCGGGGCGCAUCCCGGACGCGGCGUGCCAAGACCACAUGCUCGGCUCCGGCUGUCAGAUGAGGACCCUGGACAGCGGGAUCGGCACCUUCCCCCUCCCCGAUUCCGUCACCCGAGCCGGCGGUCGCCACCUCCCCAAAUCUGAGUCCAGCCCAGGCGAUCUGGAGCCUCCGUCUCCUCGCCCAGACCCCUCACUACCUGAUGUGAAAGUGCCUUCCCUCCCAAACGCCCGCACGCACGCCCCGCCCAGCGUGGGCCACUCCCUGUCCGACCCCAUUGUGACCUUCAGGGACGCCCAGAGCCGCCUGCCCACAUUAGCAGCUUCGGAUGCAAUCAGGCUGAAGAGGUCGAGCCUGGGCUCUCCGCGCGGCAGCAGCGUCUCCACGGAGGACAGAGAGACGGCGGCAGAGAGGACGACGAGAGCCCUGGGCGAGGACGGUGAAAGAGUCCUGCAAGUGUGCUCGUACUCGGGGAGCGGCAGCGACACCGAGACCGAACCGGAGAGAACCGGCAGCUCGCCGCAGAGGACGCUGGUCUCCAGAUCCAAGAGGAGGGACUCAGUGGACCAGAACGAGGAGACCCUGAAGAGGAGCGGCGUGGAGACGUCCUUGUCCAUCAUGGACUACUACCAGCACGAGAUGUACUCCCACCUGGAGAAGGACAGCCGGAGGAUCUCCCAGUACAACCUGUUGCACACGGAGGCGUCACUGGACGGCACAGCCGGAGACAGACUCGGCAAGGACGUCCCCGCGGACAAGGCGCCCGUCAGCGGCCCGCCGAGCUCCCUGGACUUCUCCACGGAGUCCCUGGACCGGCUGAACCACAGCGGCUCCAGCAGCGGCAGCCUGUACCCGGACGCCGGCUCGGGCGGUCGCCGUGGCGACGGGCACGCCGAGGCGGGCCGGAGCGAGGAGGACCGCCGCGGGGCGGACGAGCCCUCCUCCUCCAGCCGGGGGCCCGACGCCGUGGGCUCCCUCAGCGACUCGCUGUACGACAGCUUCUCCUCCUGCACCAGCCAGGGCUCCAACGAAGUGUAGGGGCGGCGGGAAGGGGGCGGGGCUACGAGGAAGGAGGCGGGGCUGUAAGCCGGGCUCUGACAUGCUGCACGUUCUUUUCAAAUUGUUUCAGGGUGAUUUUCUUCCCCGUUGAACCUCAGGACGUCGCUCUAAGCGUGAGAACUCUUCCUUCUGUUGGACUCUUGGGUUCUGCUCUACCACACGGAGCACUUAGUGGAGCCGGAGACCCGGACCGGAGACCCGGACCGGAGACCCGAACCCCGAACCAGGACUUGAGUAGUUUGACUCGUGGACAGCAAUACGAGACGGUUUGUCUUCCCUCCGUGCCGAGCUCUUAUGCACUGUGACGAAUACUGUAAACGCUUGUGAGGAGGUCAAGUGUCUCCUAGGAAUGUCUCCUAGGGGGCGUCUCCUAGGAGUGUCUCCUAGGGGCGUCUCUUUGGGGAGUCUCUUCGGGGAACCUCAUCAGGGCGUCUCUUAAGGGCGUCUUUCUCAGGACGGUCUUUGGGGCGCCUCCUUGGUGCGUGUCCUAGGGGGCGUCUUAUAGGGGCGUUCCCUUGGGCCGUCUCCUUAGGCGUCUCCUUGGGCCGUCUCCUUGGCCGUCUCCUCAGGCGAACAUGGCCGCCCAGGUGCAACAGAUCUUUGAUUUCAUUCCCAAUUUCUAGGAAAGUAGAUUUAAAUCCGCGAGGUGUCGUUUUAUGUGUUGCUGCUACGUCGCUCCGAUACCACAUCCCAUAAUAAUCCACCUGUUUAAAAAAAAAAACAUUUCCUUUCAUCUCCGUUUCAUCUUAAAGGUAAAAACUUGUCGCCAAUCUUCUCUUCUGGGUUAUUUCAAGCUGCUUUUUAUAUUUUUUUAACGUCUUGAGACUUAUCACAAUCCAGCUAACAAUACUCCUGAUGAUGUCACUGUCUCGUGAACCAAUAGGAGACUUCCCACGGUGUGACUGGUACUUGAAGGCACCACCGUGUGUUGUUGCUGGAGCUCAGGGAUCCAACUGGACUCGUGUAGAUUGUAAGAAUUAAAGCGCCGCGUCAGCAGAAAAGUCAACAAACGCAACGUGACUAAUAUUCUGCUUUCUCUCUUUCCUCUCUCCAAACCUCAGUUUUCCUUUCAUCGUUGUAUAUUAUGUUGUAUAUAUUAAAUAAUAUCAGAAGAGGCAUUGCUUGAUAUAUGCAAAUGAGGAGAAAACAACAACAACAACAUUGUUUUCCAAUCAUUCAAGCGAGGUUUUAACUUCCUAAACAUGGCAUGCAUCUUAUUUUUCUUGUUUAAAGCAAAGAUCUUUAUUUUGAUCCAUAAGAGCUAUUAACUAAAACAUAUUGUAUCACUUUAUUUUAAAGACGCAUUUUGAACUUUUAGGUGAUUGUAUGCCAAAUGUGUAUCUGGAGUUUAACCCAGCUGGUGCUAAUCAACAGGCCUGAUGUCAUUUCAUUCUUUUCUAUGAAACUGUUAAUAUUGUAAGAAGAGAGUCCGGAGAGGACUCGUGUAUUUUUCUAGAUGUCCAGUAUUUAUACCACAUUUUGUACCGUCGGUGUGACGUCAUGCUUCACCUCUCUGUGACAAGAGAAAUGGUUACCAGCAGUGUUACUUUGGUAAUUAUUAUUAAUGUUAUUAUUAUUAUUAUUACUGCGUGCAAUUUUGGUCUGUUUACACCAGACUUUAACGCUAUAUUUUAUGUAACUAUUUCCUAAAUAAAUAUGAGAAAUGUCCUAUUUCAAAGUGAGCUGAA